AUGGGUGAAGUGACACUUAUCAAAGAAGAACAAGAAGACGGAGUGGACGUUGAUGGAGGAAAAGAAAUUAGUUAUGAAGAAAAAGUUAAUAAUUGUAAUUCUAUCGCUAAUCCCAUGGCUCCAAAAAAACUAACCAAGAAAAUUUACAAGCUAAUUAAAAAAGCGUCAAAACAGAAAACUUAUUUGAGAAAUGGUCUCAAGGAUGUACAAAAGCAUAUAAGGAAAGGCGAAAAAGGAAUCGUAAUCUUUGCUGGUGAUGUAUUUCCAAUAGAAAUAAUGUGCCAUUUACCAGUGGUCUGUGAAGACAAAGAGAUUCCAUACUGUUACGUACCAUCCAGACAAGACAUUGGCACUGCUAUGGGCGUGAAACGAGGCAGUCUGAUGGUCCUAAUUAAAGAACAUGCUGAUUACAAGGACCUUUACGAUGAGCUCCAAGAAGCUAUCAAACAUCUUGCUUCCCCACUCUAGAGAUA
Molecule: messenger RNA, 473 nt
Organism: Cotesia congregata
Lineage: Eukaryota; Metazoa; Arthropoda; Insecta; Hymenoptera; Braconidae
Source: the annotation of a GenBank genome assembly